AUGAUUAACCAUUCUCUGCCAUCUGUCCAAGCCGAUGAUGAAUGGUCUCCUCUUCGGUCGGUGAUUGUGGGACGAGCAGGGAGAGCUUGCUUCCCUAAUGCUCCCACGGCGAUGAUCGAAGCAACAAUGCCCUCGCAUCACGUCCAUAAUUUUAAACCUCGACGUCCUUUCGAUCAAAAGCUAAUUACCAAAGCUGAGGCUGAACUGGACUACUUCGCCGCUAUGCUUCAGGCGGAGGGAGUUCAGGUGUACCGGCCGCCCGCGGGCGUGAACUGGCUGGAUGUUAAUGGAUAUACCGGGGCAAUGCCCCGUGAUGGGCUUAUGAGCGUCCAGAAUACGUUAAUCGAAGCCUGUUUUGCUUGGUCCUGCCGCAACCAUGAGAUUGAAAUCGCUUAUGGUACCAUUCUAGGCGAGCUGGCGCGGGACAGCCGGGUGACGAUCAUUCGCCGCCCGCCAUACACCUUGGCUGAUAGCUUGCUGGACGAGGACGGUAGUAAGUCCAGUCCGUGGGUGAUUAACAACAGCCGCCCCGCGUUCGACACAGCAGACUUUAUGCGAUUUGGCAAGACAAUUCUCGGACAACUCAGCCACGUUACAAAUCAAGCCGGCGUGGAGUACGUCCAGCGCAGCCUGCCUGCGGGAUACAAAAUAGAGAUACUCGAGGUUAAUGACCCACAUGCUAUGCAUAUCGACGCAACAAUCCUUCCGCUUCGCGAAGGGCUGCUUGUCUACAACCCGCAGAAGGUCACCGAGGAAGCACUACUAAAACAUGAGGUGCUGGCGAAUUGGGACCUACGCCCUUACCCAUUCACUCCGAAGGAGCCGGAGGAUCCGGUGCUUUAUAUGACGAGUCCAUACUUGAGUCUCAAUGCCUUAGUGUUGGACGGGAAGCGGGUCGUUGUUGAGGCUAGCGACCAGCAGACUGCGAAGUGGUACGAAUCUCUAGGGAUGAAAUGUAUCACCUGCCCCUUCAGGCAUGUCAACAGUAUCGGAGGCUCUUUUCACUGUGCCACGGUGGAUCUGGUGAGGGACAGCACGGUCAAGCACUAG
Molecule: messenger RNA, 1050 nt
Organism: Talaromyces proteolyticus
Lineage: Eukaryota; Fungi; Ascomycota; Eurotiomycetes; Eurotiales; Trichocomaceae
Product: lysine amidinotransferase
Exons: 1
Coding region: 1-1050 (349 amino acids)
Cellular component (GO): mitochondrion
Molecular function (GO): amidinotransferase activity
Source: RefSeq, a predicted model, not a curated record